GGGGGAGUUGUGUGACACUCUGCCUGCGCUACAGAUGCUGCACGGACGCACCGCGACAAGACUGAUGUUGUGAAAGCAUCAACGGAAAAUGCACUGGUUAAUUAAGAUGGCCAGUUUUGCAAGUCACACUUGUGGAAUAUUCCUGGAACACGGCGAAAAGACUUCUUUACCCUUCUGGGACUAGGAACGGCGUUGUGCAUGCUCCUCUUUGCCCGGAACAAGCCUGCAGAUUUUGGUCCCGUCACACACUUGCUGAGAUGGAUACAUUCUACAUAGUAAUUGAAUUAGUAAUUGCUGUUCUGUCCAUAUCCGGUAACGUACUGGUGUGCUGGGCCGUGGCAAUCAACACCACUUUGAAAAACGCGACCAACUACUUUCUGGUGUCUCUGGCUGUGGCAGACAUCCUGGUCGGCUGCCUCGCCAUUCCCUUUGCCAUAACCAUAAGCGUCGGCAUCUUUUUGGACUUCUAUGGAUGUCUCUUCCUGGCCUGUUUUGUCUUGGUACUGACUCAAAGCUCCAUUUUUAGCCUUCUUGCCAUCGCAAUUGAUAGAUAUUUGGCCGUCAAAAUCCCCCUGAGGUACAAGGAGCUGAUGACGGGAAAGAGAGCCAGAGAGAUCAUUGCUAUCUUAUGGAUCCUGUCCUUUGUUAUUGGCCUUAUCCCGUUCUUGGGCUGGAACCGGAAGAAAGACGCCUGUGGUCAUCGGCCAGACAACAGCAGCUCUGAGCAGGACAACACCACCACCCACGCUGGCCUGAUUGAAGGGCCGGGUGCUGGAGGAUAUUUACUACAGAGCUGCAAGCUCACCUGUCUCUUUGAGAGCGUGGUGGACAUGCAAUACAUGGUCUACUUUAAUUUCUUUGUCUGUGUGCUGCUGCCGCUGCUCAUCAUGCUGGGCAUCUACAUAAAGAUCUUCACUGUGGCCAGGAAGCAGCUCAGACAGAUUGAGCUCAAGUGUGUGGGCAAUGGGGACAGCCACCACCACGGGCUGCUGCAGCGGGAGGUCCGGGCCGCCAAGUCCCUCUCCAUCAUCGUGGGCCUGUUCGUCGUCUGCUGGCUGCCUGUCCACAUCCUCAACUGCCUCACGCUGUUUUACAAGCAGCUGGAAAAACCGGCCGUCGUCAUGUACGUGGCCAUCAUACUGUCUCAUGCCAACUCGGCGGUCAACCCCGUCAUCUACGCCUAUCGCAUCCAGGACUUUAGGAACACCUUCCGCAAGAUCCUGGCCCAGCACUUCCUGUGUCACCGGGAGGAUCUGUACCUCAGUUCCAAUGGCACCAGGCGCAACAGGGACCAGAUCCACAUGACUAUUGACCCUCUGCUAUAGAGAGAGCUGGGACACUUUGCUCCUGUUGUCUGCAAACACUAUCUGUGUUUCACUUUAUUUUCACUGAGGUUUAAAAUGUUUACAGAACAAGGGUAUGAUAUGUGAAGAUGAACCGAUUUCAAACAUGCCUUGAAUGUGGCCAUUUAUUUAUGAAUUGUGCUGAGUAUCAGGGGUCUAGCAGUGAAAUGCGGCCAAGUCUUACCUAAUUUUUGUAUUGUGAAGGACUUUUUUUUUUUUUUUUAAUUGUUGAAGCUAACUGGAUUUGCAGGACUGUGAAUAGGAUCCAUGAGUGAAUCUGCUACAUUGCUAUGUUCAGAAAUGCUAUUUAUCAUUCUGAAUCCAGUGCAACCUAUUGUAAGUCAAAACACUCCUUUUUUGUGCCCUAAUUGUUGUCAACAUUUUCCACUGUUUAAUAAUUUAUUUAUUAUAGUAUCAUAAAGUUAAGAAUGUAAAUGUCAAAUAACUGUGUGGACUAAAUCUGUAUGAGAACCUAGAAAGGUACAAUAGUCAUAGCCUACAGUACUAUGAAUAUAAAUGACUGUGGCACUGUUGUUUUGUAACGAAGAGGAAGGGAGGAGAUUUUGUGACUACUAGAUGAAGUAAUAAGAAACGACCAAUGAGCUAUCAGAAGGUCACAUAGAUCCAGGCCUGAGAAGCUGUUCGACGCAUGGUGGUGCUCCGUAUCAUUUCUGUGCUAACAUUUACUUUUCGAGACAAAGCUCAGGAAGUGUGAAACUGACUGACUGUGCCGUGUAGUAAAGAAAAAAAAAAUAGUCUACGCAGGAUAUUUUGAGCUAAACCUGGACGCAAGAGAUGACAAACAUGAGCCAUUAACAUCAAUUAAUACUAAAAUUUGAUAGUUAAAGGAAUACUCCAACAUUUUCAGCAAAAUAACCCUUUUUUUCCAGCUUACCCAGACUGAUACAAGAUGUUCAAUACCAUUUUCACCUUUGUACGUCUACUGGUUCGUUCCUAUGGGUAGCAUUUCAUGGUAGCUUAGCAUAAAGACUUGAAGUCUAUGGGAAUCAUUAGCAUUGGGAUUUAAAAAAAAUUCUUCAGCGUGCACAGAUCACUGUGACAGACGUAAGGAUAAAUCCUUAAAAAUAUAUAUAUAUACAUACCAAGACAUGUAUUUCAAAUACACGAUACACUGUGUAAAUACCACAACUUUUCAGAUGCUGUAAGAUUUACUUUUUUUCUUCAUUUUUUACGGAGCUAGGCUAAAAACUCCCAUAGACUUUAAGUCUUUAUGCUAAGCUAAUAUGAAACAAUAUAUAUGAAAUGAAGCACUGGAUGCACGGAGGUGAAAAUGGUAUGAAACAUCUUGUCUCUGUCUGUCAGUCAGGGAAACAAAAGUCGGAAAAAGGGGUAUUUUGCCCAAAACAUUGGAAUAUUGCUUUUAUUCCUUUAAUUGAGUUCAGAUGCCUUCUGUGUGAAUGUCACUGUGCACCGCUGACUUGCCUUAGGUGCGCAGUUGACAACCCCACCCCCCAAUCAUCGCAUGGGCUCAGCUGGGAUCCUGAGACUCUCAUUUGGUCCACUAAUGCAGACCUCCAGGCCACUGCUCUUAAUGACUGAGCUGGGACAAUCUGUCGCAUACGAGAGAUCAACACAAGGAGAGUUGAAGGCUGAGGCAUCUGAAACAUACUGCACUGAUUUCACUUCACCCCUGUGAACUAAGCGGUUCACAGAGCGUCAAGGCCAUGCUUCCUUCAUAACGUAUUUCACACUUGUAUUUCUAAAGCGACAGUACAGCAUGUUGAUCAGCGACAAGGCUGCUCUCCGCCGUGUCAAAGCCUAAAGCACCUGGCACUCUCUCACUUGUUUGCUGGGGUGUGGUGGUUUGCAUUGUUGCAUUGUGCUUGUUCCUGUCAAGCCUUUGAAACGGCUGAGUUAUUGCCUCUCCAUUGAAGACGGGGGAGAGAACUGUACAUCACAAAAUAGAUCUUUGUGACUUUAUUCUGACAAGCCGUGUCUUUGCUUUGAGCACCGCCGUCUAUCUGCAAAAAGAAAAGAAAAAACUGAGGUGGCUUUUGAAAAUGAAUCACAUUGCACUGACAUUUUUACAGUUGUUAGCUUCCAGUUGGUGUGCUUCAUCGGUGUUGGUGGUGAACUUUGUGUUGGUGUUUCACAAGUGUUCUUAACAGCAAGUCGCGCACUUGCUCCUACUACUUCAGUAUCCCCCACCCCCCCCCACCCUUUGCCAUUGUGUACAGUAAACCACCUCUGACUAACUUCAAGGGCUAAAA
This is a messenger RNA of Myripristis murdjan (pinecone soldierfish), 3574 nucleotides long. It is a transcript of the gene adora2b, whose product is annotated as adenosine A2b receptor. Bases 258 to 1325 code for a protein of 355 amino acids. Lineage: Eukaryota; Metazoa; Chordata; Actinopteri; Holocentriformes; Holocentridae. The transcript has 3 exons. The record is from RefSeq and is a predicted model, not a curated record. Gene Ontology annotation, biological process: vasodilation; G protein-coupled adenosine receptor signaling pathway; adenylate cyclase-activating G protein-coupled receptor signaling pathway. Gene Ontology annotation, molecular function: G protein-coupled adenosine receptor activity. Gene Ontology annotation, cellular component: plasma membrane.